Messenger RNA from Tilletiopsis washingtonensis, 1192 nucleotides. Its product is annotated as putative FBP1-fructose-1,6-bisphosphatase. The coding region runs from base 1 to 1017 and encodes 338 amino acids. Gene Ontology annotation, cellular component: cytoplasm; cytosol. The transcript has 7 exons. Gene Ontology annotation, biological process: fructose 6-phosphate metabolic process; fructose 1,6-bisphosphate metabolic process; fructose metabolic process. NCBI's taxonomy places the organism in Eukaryota, Fungi, Basidiomycota, Exobasidiomycetes, Entylomatales. Gene Ontology annotation, molecular function: fructose 1,6-bisphosphate 1-phosphatase activity. The record is from RefSeq and is a predicted model, not a curated record.
AUGGGUGCCGACGACUACAACCCGCCGCCGACGGACAUCAUCACGCUCACGCGCCACGUGCUCGGCGAGGGCUUCUCUCGCGCACAGAGCAACGGCUCGAGCGGCGACCUCACCAUUCUGCUCAGCUCGCUGCAGACAACAUGCAAGUUCAUUGAGAGCAUGGUGCGCAAGGCCAGCCUGAUCAACCUGAUCGGCCUGGCUGGCGAGCAGAACGUGCAGGGCGAGGACCAGAAGAAGCUGGACGUGCUCUCCAACGAGAUCAUGAUCAACGCGCUGCGGGCGUCGGGCAAGACGGCCGUGCUCGUGUCCGAGGAGAACGACGACGCCAUCUUUGUCGAGGGCAGCGGCAAGUACUGCGUCGUGUUUGACCCGCUCGACGGCUCGAGCAACAUCGACGCCGGUGUCAACAUCGGCACGAUCUUCGGCAUCUACCUUGUCGAGGAGGGCAGCAAGGGCACGCUGCAGGACGUGCUGCGCCCGGGCACCGACAUGGUCGCCGCCGGCUACUGCAUGUACGGCUCCUCGGCCAACAUGGUGCUCACGACUGGCAACGGCGUGAACGGCUACACGCUCGACAACGCCAUCGGCGAGUUCAUCCUUACGCACCCCAACAUCACCCUGCCGCCGCGCGGCAAGAUCUACAGCAUCAACGAGGGCAACAGCGCAUACUACCACGAGCCCGUGCUCAAGUACCUCGACUCGAUCAAGUACCCCAAGGGCGAGGGCAAGAAGCCGUACUCGGCGCGCUACAUUGGCUCCAUGGUCGCAGACGUCCACCGCACGCUCCUCUACGGCGGCAUCUUCGGGUACCCCGAGGACAGCAAGAGCAAGAGCGGCAAGCUGCGCCUGCUGUACGAGGCUUUCCCGAUGGCGAUGCUGACGGAGCAGGCCGGCGGUGUUGCCACGACGGGUCGCGGCCGCAUUCUCGAGGUGCAGCCCAAGUCGAUCCACGAGCGCUGCCCCGUGUUCCUCGGCUCCAAGGACGACGUCAACGACCUUCUCUCCUUCUACAAGUAACCGUGACGUGGGCGCGAAGAGGGCGAGGCGUUCUCGGAUAUCACUGGGCUCCUCACAGCCGCUGCAAUGCUUCAUCGGCUGUGUGCAUAUUUCUCAUUGACGAGCGAUUUUUGGGCAGUAUACAUGAGCGAGCGCAGGCAGGGCGGGUAGUAAUGGAAGCGGGAUGGAGACGCGG